GUUGGUGGAAAUUGGAAUCAUAAUUCAUAACCCAGUGGACGACAAUUGUGUCUUCUUCACCCUUCAUUCUUUCUUUACUCUUGCUGAUUUGAAGCCAUUAAUCUACCAAAAUCCACACAGCCAUGGCAAACCACCCUAAAUCCAUCAAUGAUUUCACAGUCAAGGAUAGUAAUGGAAUGGAUGUGGAUCUUAGCAUCUACAAUGGAAAAGUUCUACUUGUCGUCAAUGUUGCCUCCAAAUGCGGGUUGACGAAUUCCAACUAUGCCGAAUUGAAUCAACUUCGUGCAAAAUACAAAGAUCAAGGUUUCGAGAUCUUAGCGUUUCCGUGCAAUCAGUUUGGCGACGAGGAGCCUGGAAGCAACGAUCAAAUUUUAGAGUUUGUUUGCACCCGAUUCAAAUCCGAAUUCCCCAUUUUUGACAAGAUUGAAGUGAAUGGCGAAAACAGUCUGUCGUUAUACAAGUUCUUGAAGUCGGGAAAAUGGGGGAUCUUUGGGGACGACAUUCAAUGGAACUUCGCUAAAUUCCUGGUUGAUAAGAACGGACAACCCGUCCAACGUUAUUACCCCACGACUUCACCUCUUACAAUUGAGAGAGACGUGCAGAAACUCAUCGGGCUCCUGGAUGCUUCAUCAUAGGAUCGCAACACGAAGCUUCCUAUGGGUGCUUUGAUACGCAGAUAGGACCUUAAUCUCCCAAUCUCGUCCUGUUUCUUGCUUUUUGUUCCACCUAUUUUGCUUUGACAAUAAAAAAUGCGUUUUUGUCCCA
Molecule: messenger RNA, 765 nt
Organism: Cynara cardunculus var. scolymus (artichoke)
Lineage: Eukaryota; Viridiplantae; Streptophyta; Magnoliopsida; Asterales; Asteraceae
Product: glutathione peroxidase 1-like
Exons: 6
Coding region: 123-635 (170 amino acids)
Biological process (GO): response to oxidative stress
Molecular function (GO): glutathione peroxidase activity
Source: RefSeq, a predicted model, not a curated record